Girardinichthys multiradiatus is the source of this 1031-nucleotide messenger RNA. RefSeq names its product crystallin, beta A1, like 2 (gene cryba1l2). Gene Ontology annotation, biological process: visual perception; lens development in camera-type eye. The record is from RefSeq and is a predicted model, not a curated record. Gene Ontology annotation, molecular function: structural constituent of eye lens. NCBI's taxonomy places the organism in Eukaryota, Metazoa, Chordata, Actinopteri, Cyprinodontiformes, Goodeidae.
UUCCAAAAUAAAAAGGAAUUAAUUAAAAUUUAACAAAUUUUGAGGAAUUAAUUUUGUCUGGCAUAUUUGUUAUUUUUUUGUAAGAUACAUUAGUAAUUUUCAUAUUAAUGUUACUAAUAGUUCAACAGAAAUGAAACAAGAAUUUAUAAAGUGUUAUUUGAAGUGUACUUUUACUGCAUUACAGCAUCAGGUGGGUCAGCGGAUGAUGUAGAACUUUUAUUUUGAAGGAUUUAGCCGGAAGCAGUUGGUCUUAUUUUAACACACGUGCUGGACUCACCUUUGCGCUCAUUAACCAGCAACAGCUCGCGCGCGUUGCACGAGCACGGCGCGUGUCCGCCGGUAUAAAACAGAAGCUCCAGGUUGAGACAAAAGGAUUUGUUGAGUGAGGACGCCGAGGAAAACAGCGAGCCAUGAAUAGAGUGUCUAAAACCCAUGUUCUUCCCGGGCAUGGGCACAGCCCCUUUCUUUAAAGUGACUGUGUUUGAGCUAGAGCACUUCCAGGGCAAGUGUCUGGAGUUCACCUACGAAUGCUGCAACAUUCACGACUGUGGCAUGGACAACAUCCGCUCCAUCCGAGUGGAGAGUGGAGCCUGGGUAGGUUUUGAGCACCAUGACUUCCAAGGCCAGCAGUUCAUACUGGAGAGGGGUGAAUACCACUGGGAAGCCUACGCUGGUUCGCUGUCCUACCACACUGAGCGCUUCAUGUCCUUUCGGCCCAUUUAUUGUGCUUCUCACCAAAGCAGCCGUAUGAUGAUUUUCGAAAGAGAGAACUUCGUGGGCCGCUGCAGCGAGCUCUGCGAUGACUACCCAUCCCUGCAGGCCAUGGGCUGGUUCAUGCGUGAGGUGGGCUCCAUGCAUGUGCAGUGCGGAGCCUUUGUGUGCUACGGGUACCCGGGCUACAGGGGUCAGCAGUACAUCAUGGAGUGUGAGAGGCACAGCGGAGACUACCAGCACUGGAGGAACUGGGGCUCCCACUGCCAGACACCAAAGAUCCAGUCCAUCAGACGCAUCAGGCAUUGAGGAGCCACAGA